GUGAGAAGAAGAAUGACUGGGCUGCCUCUCCUUCUGCUGCUGCUGCUCUUCUGGCUCCUGCCUCCAACUUCUGCUAAGAGGAAGCAAAGUGUAUGUGUGUUGACAAACCCUUUCCAGACUCCGGAACAAUGGGACUAUUACAGGUCUGGUGACUUCAUCAUUGGUGGGAAUUUGAACCUGCAGACCUUUGAUCCCUUCAAUUUUCAAGACUAUGAAAACACCUUAUUCUCACGUCUUUUUGGAAAGGACAUCAUCAGCAAGAACUACCAGCAGUUCCUGGCUUUGAUGUUUGCAGUCAGAGAGGUCAACAAGGAUCCGGUUCUCCUGCUCAACAUCACCCUUGGCUUCCACAUCUACGACAAUCACAAGUUGGAGAGGAGGAUUUUCUUAUUCAGCCUCUCCCUGCUCUCCACACGAGGACAAAUGGUCCCAGGUUACAAAUGUGACCAGCGGGAGCCUCUGCUCUCUGUCAUUGGAGGUCUCAACUCCAAACUCUCAAGACUGAUGGCCUCCAUCUUCAGCAUCUUCAAGGUCUCGCAACUCGGUGUUGGCUUUGAGGUCUCUCAAAGAGACAGAAGAGUUUAUCCUUCCUUCUUCCGGAUAAAUCCCAAGGAAUUUCCUCAGUAUGAGGGUUUAGUCCAGCUGUUCCUGUAUUUCCAGUGGAACUGGGUUGGGCUGGUGGCCCCUGAAGAUGACAUUGGAGAACAUUUCAUCUCAAUUUUGAUGCCGAUCCUGAAGGAGAAGGAGAUCUGCCUGGCCUUCAGCAACCUGUUCAUUUCUGAUAACAUUGCAAAGUUGGAUUUAAACUCCCUUCUCAAAAUCUUAUUGAAAGCUGAAGUGGUUAUUCUCUUUGGAGACUUUAGAAAUGUUUCAUUUUUCCUGAGCCAUUUGUAUGAUGAUUUACUCUCUAGAAAGUCCCCGUUUUGGAAAGUUUGGCUAAUAACUUCCCAUUGGACAUUUGGUGCGAUAAGAUAUCCAUACAGUUUGAGAGUUUUAAAGCUCUUGCAUGGAGCUUUGCAUUUUAGAGACCACGCCGGGGACGUCCCCGAAUUCAGCCGUUUCCUCCUGUCUUUAGACCCUUUGAAGCCCCAAGGGGACGUCUUUCUCCCACUAUGGUGGCAAAGGGUCUUUAACUGCAGGUUCCAUAAACCAACUAGGUCCUACAAACAAUGCACAGGAAAGGAGAAUUUACAGAAUCUGCCAUCUUACGUGUUUGAAACAAGCAUGACGGGUGAAAGUUACAACAUCUACAAUGCUGUUUAUGCUGUGGCACAUGCGUUACAUGCAAUGCAUGGAUCAGGAAUGCGACCAGCCAUGAUGAGGCUUGGAAAGAGGAUCUCCAAUGUCCCGUCAUGGCAGAAGGUGCCCUUUGCCAGGUGUGGCAUGAAGAGGUGCCAAGCAGGAGAGAGGAGAAACGUUCCAGAGGGCGAGCAGGUCUGCUGCUACCAGUGUGAUCCUUGUCCAGAAAGGACCAUCUCUAACCAGGCAGAUGCAGCUCACUGUGAUCCCUGCUCAGAAGACCAAUAUCCCAACAAGGACAAGGACCACUGCAUUGCCAAGAAGAUCCAUUUCCUUUCCUAUCAAGACCCCCUGGGAUACACUUUAGCUUUGCUCUCACUUUUUCUUUCUAUGAUCACCUUGGGAGUUCUAGCAAUUUUCCUUAAACAUCGUGACACACCAAUUGUCAAGGCCAACAACCGAGAUCUCACCUACAUCCUCCUGGUCUCCCUCCUGCUCUGCUUCCUCUGCUCCUUCCUCUUCAUUGGUCGACCAGGGAAGCUCAUUUGUCUCUUCCGACAAUCUGCCUUUGCCAUUCUCUUUUCCCUUGCAAUUUCCUCUGUCUUGGCAAAAACUGUCAUGGUGGUUCUGGCCUUCAUGGCCACCAAACCAGGUAACAAGUCAAGGAAACUUUUAGGAAAACCACUGACAAACUCCAUUGUCUUAGCCUGUCCCCUGGUCCAAGCAGUUCUUUGUGCCACCUGGCUGGUAAUCUCUCCCCCAUUUCCCAACUGGGACUUCCACUCCUUGGUAGGAGAGGCCAUCUUGGAAUGUAAUGAAGGCUCAGCUUUAAUGUUUUAUGCUGUCCUCGCCUAUCUGGGUUUCCUGGCCUUUGUCAGUUUCACAGUGGCCUUUCUGGCUAGGAAAUUGCCCGACAGCUUUAACGAAGCCAAAUUCAUUACUUUUAGCAUGCUGGUAUUUUGCAGUGUUUGGAUCUCCUUCCUCCCCACCUACCUGAGCACCAAAGGGAAGUCCAUGGUGGCCGUGGAGAUCUUCUCCAUCUUGGCUUCUGGGGCUGGUCUCUUGGCUUGCAUCUUUUUCCCCAAAUGCUACAUUAUCCUAUUGAGGCCCAGUCUGAAUUGUAGAGAAAAUAUGAUAAGAAACAAGAAUCUCUAAGUAAUGCUGGGAAAGGCACCAUUUAUAUUUAACUUUGAGGCAUAUUUAGAAAGGGACAGACCCUAAGAAGCAAGGAACCACCAAGGCCAUUUCUCUAGGUGUCUGACAAAGAAAUGAACUAUUCUCAGAAUAAAAGGAUGAUUCCUUAUUGGGCAAUGUAGACAUCCAGGGAUGGGGAGAAGGAGAAGCUAUUGUUUAACCAUGCAAGCCCUGCACGGGAAAAACCAGAGCUGGUUUUGAUUCUUCAGUACCGAAAUGGUGUAGCCAAUAAAGUUUUGCUUUUGGAAGUACAAAGUUCCCGAGUGUGCUUACUUUU
Messenger RNA from Pantherophis guttatus, 2710 nucleotides. The record is from RefSeq and is a predicted model, not a curated record. Lineage: Eukaryota; Metazoa; Chordata; Lepidosauria; Squamata; Colubridae.